This is a messenger RNA of Eublepharis macularius, 2320 nucleotides long. RefSeq lists its product as uncharacterized. The transcript has 2 exons. Bases 465 to 1340 code for a protein of 291 amino acids. The record is from RefSeq and is a predicted model, not a curated record. Lineage: Eukaryota; Metazoa; Chordata; Lepidosauria; Squamata; Eublepharidae.
CCGUACUUCCAUUCUUGUUGGUACAUCCGACCACAGCCCCCAGAAAGAACCGAUCAGCCCAGCGAUGAGUUCGAUACUUGACAGGGAUAGCUUCCGGCCAUGAGAUUGACAAUCUCAACUACCAAUCAGCUUUGAGCGAAGAACCAAUGUGUGAGGGACCCAACCCCCUAUGGAACGAGCCCCCCUCCUGUGUUCUAAAGUCUACCGGUAAACCUCGCUUCACGGCGGUUGGUCGCUGUAACCUACCGGUUGCGUCCUUGUUUCUCGUCCGGGUUGUUUACGCAAGAGGCCGUUUCGGGCCGUUUUUCGCCUCAGAUACAGAACGAGGACGAAAGACAAGUUACCAACAGCCGGAUUAAUUUUUUAAAAGCAAUUUAUGAUUGACACGUUAGGUCAUAGAGAAGCUGGGACAGAACAGGUUACGGUGCAAGCUUUUGAGAUAAAGUGACCCUGGAAAAGGAAUAAUGGCAGCUUUGGAUACUAAAGCAAAAGCAAAAAAAACCCUGGGAACUGUUGAUUAUGUGGAGUCAUCAGAAUUUGCUCAUGGAAUUCUACCUACAAAGAAGGAUGUUAUUCAAAAUAUGUUAUAUCUCUUGCACCCAAAAAGGGCUGGGCAAGCCCAGCGAUCCAAAGAAGAUGCUGCCCAGUUGCUUGCUGAACUUCUGCAGGAACACUGGUUAUUUUGCAAUUUGUAUACCAUAGCAACACAUAGCAUAAAGAAUCAUAUACUUAAAGUAUAUGAAGAAUUUUCCAAGUUGUAUCAGUCCAGAAAGCGAAGAAAAAAUGAGCUGUUUACACAGAAGGCAGAUGACUUCAACAGGAGCUCAGAACAGCUUUUUGAUAUAUUUUGUACAGAUACAGUUACAAGAGAGAAAUUGGAACAAUACAGUGGUGUGAAGAUGACAGACAUUGAGUGGAAAUUUCUUGAAGAUCAAAGAAGUGAAAGAAAAAUGUACUUUGAGGACUUCAUGGACAAAAAGCAAAUGGAAACGUUAGAAAGAAGAAGAAAAGUACAGUCUCUGGAGCAUUUUAGGAAGAUUGCAGAAGAAGAGAGAGAAACUUGUAAGCAUAAAGGAAUGACUUCCGAUAGAGAUGAACAGCCAGAUGAAGAAGUCAGUGAUAGGAAUAAAGAUGACUCUUGUCUUGAACGCAGCAAGGGAGUUGGAGACUUUUCACAUAAGGCAAAAAGGAAGCGCCUAUCUUCUGGCUGGAUUACUGGGACUGCAACUUCAACUAGCUAUAGCGAGUCAGUUCCUCCUGAGUGUCAGCAUAUACGUAUGAGCAUCAGAAAAGUUAGACCAGGGUUCUAUGAGACUUUUGACAAAUAUGAAAACUGCUAACUUCACUUGUGAAUUGCUAGAGGAGGUUGCUUUCGUUGAAAAGUGUUUGGGGAGGUCUUAAAAUAACCUGAUCAAUUGGAAGUUGAUGUAGAUACUAUGUUGGGCUCCGUAAAUGUACAGCAACAACACCAAAGCAAUGACACCAGUAGAACAUGGCUUUUAGCUUACUGAGAAGGUUAAGAAGUGAUUUGUUUAGGCCUGUAUCAGUACCUUCACAAGGUAAAAGUGCUAGAUAUUAAAAUGCUAUAGUAUAGCAGAGGAAGGCAAAAGUACUAGCUUGGAAAUACACAUUAAUAAGUUACAUGAGGUUAAUUUAACCACAGAUCUCAGAUGGAUUCUCAAUCAUUUUCAGCCUUUGUAUUGGCUGGAUGUUUCUAAAAAAAAGCUUUACCCAGGUGUAGUAUAGAGGCCUGCUAAAGGAGAAAAUGCAGUUUCCUUUGCAAAACAGUCAUGUUGUCCAUUCCGGCCUCAGUGUCUCCAAGACUCGAAGACUUAUGUUCAACUAAAAAAUGGUAACUAAUCAGAGAAUGUUAUCUUGGACCUCUGUGACAUAAUGGAGGAUGUUUUUGAGGCUCAUAUUAGAGUGCUGACUCUAGGUGUUCCCAGUGGAGCACGCACACACCUCAGUAGUGAAAUUGUAAUUGGUCCUGUAAUCAAAAGUGCUCUAGUUUCCUACAGGGAAAAAAAACCCUUGAUAAAUUAUGUGUGGUCUUAAGAAACUGAGCAUCUAUAACUCACAAUUCCUUGACACUUGAAGGGGUUUGACACCUUUCAGGACUAGGUGUUUAUAGGAGGAAAGAAACUGAUUGCUUGGCCCAGCCUUGGAAAAUACCUAGUUUAUAAGAGACCUGUGCAGUUCUGAGAAUAUUGAUUUGUGUGGAAAGAAAGGGAAUUUAAGCAAUGGCUUUAGGUAUAAAUGUGGUGACAACUAUCUGUAAUUUUCUGCAUUUUUAGCAAUUAAAUAUCAUUGGUGGUGAGAA